AUGAGUGUGGUAGGCUUGGUACUCUUGGGGUUGGCUCUGUGGUUCAAGGUCACCACAGCUAAGGCAGAAGAGGGCAGCUUUUGCUCUAAGAACCAAGUGACUUUCAGAGAUGCUUGCUAUGAAUUUGUGCCUCUCGAGCGUACCUUCUAUGGUGCCCAGAGCUGGUGUGAGGUUCAGGGGGGCCAUCUGGUCUUUAUUCAGGAUGAAAGCACUCAGAAGUUUCUGCAAAAGCACAUCUCCCAGGACAGAGAAUGGUGGAUUGGACUCACAGGAAGCUCAAGUCAGAAUGGAACCAUGGAAGGGUCCGGGAUCUGGCUGGACACCUCAAAUGUGAGCUACAGCCACUGGCAAGCCGGGCAAGCUGCUCCUGCCCCCAACACCUGUGGCUAUAUCGGGAGAGAUGCCUCCUCCAGGUGGGCAGCCACAGACAACUGCACCCAGCCCUUCGCCUUCAUCUGCGAGUUUGGUGUGGGCCAGAGCCUGGCCUGCGAGGGCUUCAAUGCCACCAUGCACUGUGGCUCGGGGGAGGUCAUCCAGAUCCAAGAUGCCUUCUACGGGCGCCAGACUCCCCAUUAUUGCACCCAAGAGCCUGGGCACCCCUUUGACCGGGAGGAGGAAUGCAGUUGGGUCAGCGUCAAGGACGAAGUGGCAGGUCAGUGUCAGGGGCUGCAGGCAUGCCAGGUGGCAGCUGACAGAAACUACUAUGGAGACCUGUGCCCCUCCUGGGGCAGCUACUUGUGGGUGCAGUACCAGUGCCGAGAAGGCCUACAGCUGAUGGUGUCCCGGGACGGGGUCGUCUUUGACAAUGUCACCAUCUGCCUGACGUGGCUCCUCUCUCCCUACAAUGGAAACCUGUCCUGUAUAAUCAGCACCGGAGAUGGUCACACUUUUGAUCCCUACUACCCACCCAGUUUGUCCAGCAACGUGAUUCACCAGUUCACAGCUCCUGGAGAAUUCACUGUGUUUGCCGAGUGCACAACCAGUGAGUGGCAUGUGAUGGCUCAGAAGCAAGUGACAAUUCGAGACAAGAUGGAGAGGCUCAGUGUAACUGGGUGCUCUGGCCUAGCUGCAUCAGGAGCCACUCCUCUCUGCCAGUCUGUCUUCAGGGACCCUCUGUGGAUUCAGGUGGAGCUUGAUGGAGGAAAAGGGGUCGUGACUUACACUGUGUUGUUGAGAAACACAAUCCUGGCUGAGUCUGCCACGCAGAGGGGCCCACUCCCCUACAACCUUACCUUGGACAGUGCAGCCCAGGAACAAAUGGGCCCAGGGAUGCAUCACCUGGAGAUCCGAGCCUCCAGCAACACCAGCAUCGCUGCCCUAUCCAGAAACAUCACCGUCUGCCUUGUGGAGCCUCUGUCGGGGCUGCAAGCCUCCUGGGCCUCUGACCAGCUACAGCUGGGGCAGGACUUACUGGUUAACGUCUCAGUGGCUCAAGGCAUCCCAGAGAGGCUGACCUUUGAGAUGGUGGGACUCAAUGUAACUUUCUCUUAUGAGGAAGAUAGUCUUGGGGGAUCAUUUGGCAUUUACCACCUGGCAGUUCCUUUUGAAGGCUCCUUUCUGGUCACUGUGGUGGUGAGGAAUGCCUUCUCCAACUUGAGUUUGGAAAUUGGAAGCAUCACUGUCACAGCUCCUUCUGAUCUCCAAGGACCAUAUGGAAUAAAUGCUGAGGGAAAAAAUAAAGAUAAAGGGCAUGUGGAGCUGUACAUGGAACCUGGUCCGUACGUGGAUCCUUUCACAACAGUGACUUUGGGCUGGCCGGACAGUGACGAGGACCUGCGUUUCCAGUGGUCGUGUGGACGCUGCUGGGUUCAGUGGGGUAACUGUGUUGAGAGGAAGCUGAUCCACACAGACCAGAGGGAGCUGGUGGUUCCGCCAUCCUGCCUGCCCCCACCUGGCUCCGCCGUGACCCUGCGCCUGGCCAUCGGGAGAGGCCAGGAGCCGGAUAAGCAGAAGGAGCAGUGCCUCUAUGUGUCUGCACCUCUGGAACUCAAGCCUCAAGUCAGCUGUGAGAAGAACUGCAGGCCAGUGAAUGCUAGUGGCAAUGUCAUGCUCAGGGUCACCAUGGCGGAUGAUUUCCCAGGAGCCAUGUUCACCUGGUACUUAGAUGUCACCCCAUCGGAGAAGGCUGAAAGCCUGCCGGCGAUCUGCAGACUUCCAGGACUCUGGCCCCAUUCUUUAACCCUCCUUCAGAGGGACACAUCCACGCUGCUGCUGAACAGCUCCUUCCUGCAGACUUGGGGCGAGGCCAUCCGGAUCCGAGUCACAGCAGUGACCAGGCAUGCCUAUGGGGAGGACACCUAUGUCAUCAGCUCUCUGCCUCCCCCCGAGGUGCCCACCUGCACCAUUGUCCCAGAGGUGGGCACCAUUCUGACAAGCUUUGCCAUCUUCUGCAAUGGCUCCACCUCCCUGGGCCCCCUGCAGCACUGCUUCUGUCUGGAAUCAGGUUCCUGUCUGCACUGUGGCCCUGAACCUGACCUCCUGUCAGUUUAUCUGCCACUGGGAAAAGAAAACAAUGACUUUGUGCUGACAGUGGUCAUUUUCGUCUCCAAUGGAGUGGGUGACACACGGCAGAUCCAUGCAGCGGUGAAGGUGGGACUUGGAGACGCCCGUGUUGAGGAUGUGGCAUUCCAGGCCGCAGUGUCUGAAAAAAUCACUGUUGCUCUGCAAGAUGAGCAGGGUCCUGAGAGACUCUUCCAGCUAGUCAGGUCCGUGUCCUCCAUGCUGGACCAGGAGCGCCAGGGGCAAGGCUCUGGGCAGUCGCCAGGAAUGGACGCCAGACAGAAGGUCAGAGAACGCAUGCUGGUAUCACUAUCUUCAAUCACUGCCACCCUGGGGGACAUGCAGAGGGUGCACGGGCUGGCCAAGGUAUUGAGAGAGGUGACCCACCACAGUGAGGAACUCUCGCCCUUGGCCCAGUGGGAGGCCAGCUGGGUGUUGCAGCAUGCCAGUGAGGCCCUGUUGGCAGCGAGUGCCAAGGCCCAUCCUGAGGACCAGAGGCGCAAGGUGGCCACGAGGGACCUGUUUCAGGCUGUGGGCAGCGUGUUGGAAGCUUCCCUGAGGAACAAACCAGAAGAGACUGAGGAGGCCAGUGAUACCCAAAUGGCACCUGUGCCCCAGCUGCUCGGAGCUGUUGAGCGGCUGCAGGCUGCCCUCCUGCUGGGGAGGCUACCCGGGGGCCCUCCAGUCACGUUGACUGCCCCCUCCAUCGUGGUGUACACAAACAGAAUCCAGCCCCGGAGUUGGUGGAGCUCCUCCAUACACGUUGCUGCUGUCAACUCUGCCACCUUCACCCUGCCUGCCGCCUCCUCCCUGGGCUUUGAGGAUGCUCAGGAUCCUGUGGACAUAAGGAUGAUGAGCUUCCCAAAGAGCCCUUUCCCAGCCCAAAAUCACUUUGACGUCAGUGGAACCAUUGGUGCCCUCUGUCUGACCAGCCCUAGUGGACAGCGUGUCCCUGUGAAGAACAUGUUGGAGAAUGUUGAGAUCCUCCUGCCUCGGCUUUCAGAAGGGCACAGUGAACCAGCUGUGUUGAACCUGACCCGACCCGAAGCUUUGUGGGUGAACCUGACAUCCACAGGGGCAGCUUUGGGGAUCCAUCUGCACUGGAGACCAGAUGUCCCUCUCGUGCUUAGCCUGGGCUUUGGCUACCACCCCAAUGAGUCCAGCUUUGACGCCAAAGUUCGCCUUCCACCAACAGCUGAUCCAGAAUGGUCAUCCACAUGGAUCCUGAGCCUAGAGGACCUGCAGUUUGGAGAAGGUGUCUACUAUCUGACUGUGGUCCCGGAGUCUGAUUUGGAGCUGAACGGCAGCAGAGAUCUCACAGUUGGCAUCACCACCUUCCUGUCCCAUUGCGUGUUCUGGGAUGAAAUCCAGGGGACUUGGAACAACUCUGGGUGCCAGGUGGGGCCACGGACCACUCCAUCCCAGACACACUGCCUAUGCAACCACCUCACCUUCUUUGGAAGUACAUUCCUGGUGAUGCCCAAUGCUGUUGACGUCCGCAAGACCGCCGAGCUCUUCACCACCUUCGAGGAGAACCCCGUGGUGGUGACCACUGUGGGCUGCCUUUGUGUGGUCUAUGUGCUGGUGGUAAUCUGGGCACGGAGAAAGGAUACUCAGGAUCAGGCCAAGGUGAAGGUCACAGUGCUGGGGGACAAUGAUCCCUUUGCUCAGUACCACUACCUGGUGACAGUCUACACCGGACACCGGAGGGGGGCAGCCACUUCCUCAAAGGUGACUGUCACCCUCUAUGGGCAGGAUGGAGAGAGUGAGCCCCACCACCUGUCAGAUCCCAACACCCCAGUUUUCGAGAGAGGAGGAGUGGAUGUCUUCUUACUCUCCACCCUGUUCCCCCUGGGAGAACUGAGGAGUCUGCGGCUGUGGCAUGACAACUCAGGGGACCAGCCAUCCUGGUACGUGAGCCGGGUGCUGGUGCAUGACCUGGCGAGGGACAGGAAGUGGUAUUUCCUCUGCAACUCCUGGCUGUCCAUUGAUGUCGGAGAAUGUGUCCUUGACAAAGUGUUUCCAGUGGCCACAGAGGAGGACAGGAAACAAUUCCGCCACCUGUUUCUCAUGAAGACCUCCAUGGGCUUCCAGGAUGGACACAUCUGGUACUCCAUCUUCAGCUGCUCAGCUCGGAGCAACUUCACCCGCGUCCAGAGGGUGUCCUGCUGCUUCUCCCUGCUGCUCUGCACCAUGCUGACCAACAUCAUGUUCUGGGGUGUCCCCAAGGACCCAGCUGAGCAAAAGAUGGACUUGGGUAAAAUUGAAUUCACUUGGCAGGAAGUGAUGAUUGGGCUGGAGAGUUCUCUCCUCAUGUUCCCCAUCAACUUCCUGAUAGUUCAGAUCUUUCGAAACACCCGUCCUCGGGCCAUUAAGGAGCAGAACUCUGGGAAAUUGGUCCAAGGGCCCCACAGCCUGGUCCCCUCACUGCAGUCUGUGGAAGAUGACCUUCUGACAACUGAAGCGGUGACCAAGGAUGUGUGGAGACUCGUCAGUUCCCUGUUCAAAGCCCUGAAGGUGCCAUCCCCUGCCCUGCACAGUGACUCCACAAACAUGAUGGACAUCAACCAACUGCUGGCCUUGGUGGAAGAUGUUUGUCUGCAGAAUAUGGCAGAGCAGAUGUCCUUGGAGGAAGCCAAGUUGAGGGAGGACCCUUUAACACUCACUGUGAAGCCUGUGCAAGAAAAAGAAAAAAGACAACUCGUCACCCCUGAGGAGGGCCUAAGUGACCCCUGGAAGGACAGUGUCUUUAGGAGGUGUCUCUACCUUCAGCUGGAGCAUGUGGAGCAGCUCCUGCGGCUGGUGGGGCUCCAUCAGGGCUUCUCCCAGAGCCAAAGCCACAUCCGGGCCCUCAGGCAGCUGCAGACCCUGAAGGGCUGCCUGGGGGGACAGGGGGACACUCCACCCCUGGUUCACAUCAGCUCCCCUUGGGCAAGCAGGCCCCCUCGAGGCCUGCCCUGGUGGUGUGUCCUGGUGGGCUGGCUCUUGGUGGCGGCCACCAGCGGUGUGGCAGCCUUCUUCACCAUGCUCUACGGCCUGCACUACGGGAGGGCCCGCUCCCUCCGGUGGCUCAUCUCCAUGGCUGUGUCCUUCAUGGAGAGCGUGUUUGUCACCCAGCCCCUGAAGGUGCUGGGGUUUGCUGCCUUCUUCGCACUGGUCUUGAAGAAAGUGGAGGAUGAGGAGGAGCCUGUGGGCCCCCUCCCGGGACAUCUGCCCAGCACAGACCCCUCUGCCUUGUUCCGAACCCGAAGAAACAGCAGACGGGACAUCUACCAGCCGCCUCUGGCCGCUGACAUUGAGAAGAUGAAAAGCACCCACCGCAAGGAACAGAAAGCAUUUGCCCUUAUCAGAGAAAUACUGGCGUACCUAGGCUGCCUGUGGAUGCUGCUGCUGGUGGCCUACGGGCAGCGGGACCCCAGUGCCUACCACUUCAACAGACACCUGGAACGCAGCUUCACCCAGGGCUUUGCUGGCGUGCUGGGUUUCCGGGACUUCUUCACGUGGGCCAACACCACCCUCAUGAACAACCUGUACAGUCAUCACCCAGGCUUUAUCACUGAUGGAAACUCCAAGCUGGUUGGCAGUGCACAGAUUCGCCAAGUGAGGGUUCGUGGAAACUCCUGCUCUCUUGCUUGGCAGCUUCAGGAUUCUCUUGAUGGGUGCCAUGCGCCAUAUUCCCUGGACGUUGAAGAUAUGUCAGACUACAGGGAAGGCUGGAAUGCCUCCAUCCUCAAUGCCAGCAAUGGCUUUUCCCAGGCUUGGCAGUACCAGAGCCAGCAUCAGCGCCGAGGCUAUCCCAUCUGGGGCAAACUCUCAGUGUACCGGGGAGGGGGUUACGUGGUCCCCUUGGGGACUGAUCGCAAGAGCACUUCAAGAAUUCUCCAGUAUCUCUUUGACAACACCUGGCUGGACAGCCUGACCAGAGCCGUGUUUGUGGAAUUCACUGUCUACAAUGCCAAUGUCAACUUGUUCUGCAUCGUCACUCUGACCCUGGAGACCAGUGCCCUGGGAACCUUCUUUGCUCAUGCAAACCUGCAGAGUCUGCGCCUGUACCCCUUCACUAACGGCUGGCAUCCCUUCCUGGUGGCUGCAGAGGUGGUCUACUUCCUGUUCCUCCUCUACUACAUGACCGUGCAGGGCAGGCUCAUGAGGAAGCAGAAGUGGUGUUAUUUCUGCAACAAGUGGAAUCUGCUGGAACUGGCCAUCAUCCUGGCCAGCUGGAGUGCCCUGGUGGUGUUUGUAAAGAGGGCCAUACUGGCGAAGCGUGACAUCCAGCGCUACCGGGACCACAGGGAGCAGGUGAUCAGUUUCAGUGAGACAGCAGCAGCAGAUGCUGCCCUUGGUUACAUCAUUGCCUUCCUGGUACUCCUGUCCACAGUGAAGCUUUGGCAUCUGCUCAGGUUGAACCCCAAAAUGAACAUGAUCACGUCAGCCCUGCACCGUGCCUGGGGGGACAUUUCGGGCUUUAUCACUGUCAUCCUUAUCAUGCUCCUGGCUUACUCCAUCACGUCAAACCUAAUAUUUGGUUGGAAACUCCGUUCCUACAAAACCCUCUUUGAUGCGGCAGAAACAAUGAUCAGUCUUCAGAUAGGAAUCUUCAACUAUGAGGAGGUCCUGGACUCCAGCCCAGUGCUUGGUUCCUUUCUCAUUGGGUCCUGCAUCAUUUUCAUGACGUUUGUGGUGCUGAAUCUGUUUAUCUCUGUCAUCCUGGUAGCUUUCCAUGAAGAACAAAAAUACUAUCUGCUGACAGAGGAAGGAGAGAUUGCUGAUUUGUUGUUGAUGAAAAUACUCAGUUUUCUGGGCAUGAAAUGUAAAAGAGGACAGGAGCCUGGAAGCAGUGGUGAGCAUUCGGGGUUGCUGUCAGAGGCUCGGCCCCCUGAAGCUGCACCAGCAGGCUCCUGAGUCUAAGUGGU
Talpa occidentalis (Iberian mole) is the source of this 7412-nucleotide messenger RNA. Its product is annotated as polycystic kidney disease protein 1-like 2. Gene Ontology annotation, biological process: detection of mechanical stimulus. Gene Ontology annotation, molecular function: protein binding; calcium ion binding; carbohydrate binding. The transcript has 43 exons. NCBI's taxonomy places the organism in Eukaryota, Metazoa, Chordata, Mammalia, Eulipotyphla, Talpidae. Bases 1 to 7401 code for a protein of 2466 amino acids. Gene Ontology annotation, cellular component: membrane. The record is from RefSeq and is a predicted model, not a curated record.